AUGCCUCGCCAAAGCAGAUCAGGUAGUGCAGGUCGCGCUCCUGCUCGUCCCAAAAUCGCUCCAUCGAAACCCGCUGUGCCGCAGCAACAGUCUCGUCCAGCAUCUACGCUUGCCCAUCCACCCACUGCACAACCACCCAGCUCGGCUGGCCCAGGAAUGCUAGGUCAAAUUGCCUCAACGGCGGCCGGUGUUGCGAUUGGCUCAUCCAUUGGAAGUGCCAUUGGUGGCCUUUUCGGCGGAUCUCAAACGGUAGCUGAAUCAGCACCUGCUGCAGAGUCUUCAAAUCAAACAAACAACUGGGCCGCAGGAAGCUGUGAUAUGAGUGCUAAGCAGUUAACUAAGUGCUUAGAUGAUAACCAGGGCAAUAUGCAGAUCUGCAACUGGUAUUUAGAACAACUGAAAUCGUGCCAGCAGGCUGCCAGCCAGUACUAA
Blumeria graminis f. sp. triticale is the source of this 432-nucleotide messenger RNA. NCBI's taxonomy places the organism in Eukaryota, Fungi, Ascomycota, Leotiomycetes, Helotiales, Erysiphaceae. The record is from the annotation of a GenBank genome assembly.